Haliotis rufescens (red abalone) is the source of this 2907-nucleotide messenger RNA. RefSeq names its product tryptophan--tRNA ligase, cytoplasmic-like. The record is from RefSeq and is a predicted model, not a curated record. The transcript is spliced from 8 exons. Lineage: Eukaryota; Metazoa; Mollusca; Gastropoda; Lepetellida; Haliotidae. Bases 210 to 1448 code for a protein of 412 amino acids. Gene Ontology annotation, molecular function: tryptophan-tRNA ligase activity; ATP binding. Gene Ontology annotation, biological process: tryptophanyl-tRNA aminoacylation. Gene Ontology annotation, cellular component: cytoplasm.
GCCAUCGUCUGCACGAAUGAUGCAACACGUGUGUAUGUCGAUAGAGAUUCGAUACUUCCUAUGAUAUUUAAACAUCGGAAAUGAUAUAAAAGAAUCAGAUAGAUGUUCAAUAUAUGGUCGAAAUAGUCACCUAGAGAAAGUGAUCUAGGCCUGUGAAUCUCAUACAAAGGAGCCUGUUUCGUUUGUUUACGUGAGCAGUAAUAGCCAAUAUGGCUGAUGAACAAUCCGCAGCUGUUCAGAACAUGAGUAUCGGCGAUGGCCUGGACAAGACUCAGGAAGAGGAUUUCGUUGAUCCGUGGAAUGUUGCAAGUUCAUCUGCGAAGGGAAUCGAUUACGAUAAAUUGAUAGUGAAAUUUGGAAGCUCAAAGAUUGACCAGGCACUCAUUGACAAAAUGGAGAGAGUAACGGGGAAACCGGUCCAUCAUUUUAUUCGAAGGGGAAUUUUCUUCUCUCACAGGGAUUUGCACCAAGUAUUGGAAAUGUAUGAGAAAAAGAAACCGUUCUACCUGUACACUGGCCGCGGACCAUCAUCAGAGGCCAUGCAUUUGGGUCAUCUCAUACCAUUUGUCAUUACAAAGUGGCUACAGGAAACGUUCGAUGUCCCGCUGGUUGUGCAGCUGACAGAUGAUGAGAAGUUCCUGUGGAAGGAUUUCACAAUUGAAGAGGCAAACAGGCUGGCGUAUGAAAACACUAAGGAUAUUAUAGCUUGCGGAUUUGACCCAGAGAAGACGUUCAUCUUCAGUGAUUUUGAAUAUAUUGGGAACAGCAGAGGGUUUUACAGGAACAUGUGUCGGUUUCAAAAGUUGGUCACAUUUAACCAGGUGAAGGGCUGUUUUGGUUUCGGUGACAGUGACUGCAUUGGGAAGAUCAGCUUCCCUUCCAUCCAGGCUGCUCCAAGCUUCAGCUCCUCCUUUCCGGACAUCUUCAACGGGAAGAGCAACGUCCCCUGUCUGAUCCCCUGCGCUAUUGACCAGGAUCCCUAUUUCCGAAUGACGAGGGAUGUAGCACCGAGGAUGGGAUGUAUGAAGCCGGCUCUGAUGCACUCCAUGUUUUUCCCUGCACUGCAAGGAGCUCAAAGCAAGAUGAGUGCCAGUGACGCCAACUCCUCUAUAUUCCUGACAGACACAGACAAACAGAUCAAGACAAAGAUCAACAAGUAUGCAUUCUCUGGAGGUCAGACAACAGUAGAGGAGCAUCGAGAAAAGGGAGGAGACUGCAGUGUUGACGUGUCCUACCAGUACCUUACAUUCUUCUUGGAGGAUGAUGCCAGACUAGAAGAAAUAAAACAAGGUUAUUCCAGUGGUCAGAUUUUAACAGGAGAGCUGAAAAAGGAACUGAUUACAAUUUUACAGAAACUAAUAGGAGAACAUCGAGAAAGGAGGGCCAAGAUCACAGAUGAUGACAUCAAGCGGUUCAUGAAACCAAGGAAGCUCAAAUAUGAUUACUGACACAUAGGUUUAACACGGUGCACUCACAUGAACUGAUUGAAAUGGUCAUUGAAUAUUGAUGACAAAUGAUGAAAAUGUGAUUAUUUUGAUAUUUAUUUAGGGAUGUAUCCUCCCAUCCUGCCAUUAGUCAGUAAGCUGAAAACAACAAACCAGCAUAAUGUACUACCCAUGUAACAUGCUGUCUCAGUCCCAUAAAUUAGUAUGCUGUGGCCUUCGAUGACUUUAUACUAGAACACUUCUUUUCUCAAAAUGCUCAAUUAUUUAGUAGAUUAAUUUUCAAAAAUAUAAAAUGUUCACGUUAGUCUGGAUUAUCUGCUGAAAUAGGUAAUUAUUUGUUUUAUGUGGGAUAACAUUAUACUGGUUCAGGUGUUUUUUCCAAACAUCGGACAAGCAAGAAACAAUUUAUGGGGAACAAUAACAUCAUAAUGAUAUCAAAACUUCUAUGAGAGUAGUCUAUGACUGUUAUAGGUCUUUCAUAUGAAAACAGAUGGCAUUUGACCGACAUAGCAUAUUCCAACUUAUGCAGUCCUGUCUAUAUGGUGUUCAGCUGUUGCGAUAUGUGUAUGGUGCAUUCAGUCCCGGACCUGAGUCGAGAAAGUAACAAAUGGGAGAUAACUCUUCCGAAAACCACAGACUAGACUUUCACUGCCUGCAGCUGAGCACGAUGGGAUAUGUGGUGUUCAUGGUGUUAGCACUUUUUCCACAGGUCUAGCCUCUACUUUGCGCUAUGGUCUCAACACCAAUCUCUACUGGAACAAAUAUUAUCAAUAACAACUUCAACAGGAACUAAAGGUCCAACACAAGCUUUUGCUGGAACUGUAGUAUCAAUACCAGCCUCUACAGGAACUAUAGUUACAACAUCAGACUCUACAGGAACUAUAGUUACAACACCAGACUCUAAUGGAACUAUAGUUACGACAUCAGCCUCAUCAGGAACUAAAGUUACGACACCAGCCUCUUCAGGAACUAUAGUUACGACACCAGCCUCUUCAGGAACUAUAGUUACGACACCAGCCUCUUCAGGAACUAUAGUUACGACACCAGCCUCUUCAGGAACUAUAGUUACAACACCAGCCUCUUUAGGAACUAUAGGCCCAAAAGCUGUGGGCAAUUAGCAGGGUACUGCCCAAGGAUGAUUCUACCACAUUUACUUAUCACUCCAAAAUGUAAUAGUCGAAGUCUAAAUAAAUGCCGAUCAUUUUGUCUUUGGUUAUGUAAACCAAGCUUGUUUCCAGUUCAGAUGAACAUAUGAAACAAGUGUUAGAAUGUAACAAUAUGUUGUAAAUAUUUACACACAAAUAUUUCAAUGUUGUAUUGCUGUUACCAGCAUCACCACUCCUCAACCACUGCGAAUACUGACUACACCACAAGACUAAAUUCACUAUCUCACUCACUCUUACAAUAAAUGUUUAAUUUUUCAUUCCUUUGUUUAAAUGUGAUAAAUGUUUCAUGAAUUGAA